AUGUCGUCCUCCACCACUUCUCGUGUCUCUGCUGCGAGCAACAAUACCUACAUCAUGUCUGGGUCGCCCAUCAAGAACGGCCGAAAACGCACAGGCGAACCAUACCUCCCGAAGAUCAUCACCACAGUGGGCCAGCGCCCAGCCUGCCUUGUGAAUGCCUCAGUCACGUACGUAGGCAACGACAUGAUAUACGCUUUUGGAGGGUUUGACCAAUACACGGACGAAGUCUACAAUCACGUGCUCAGACUCAAUCUUUCUGCGAGGCAAUGGAGUCUCGUGGAUAACUACGGCGACAUUCCUGGCGUGCGCAUGGGACACACCUCAUGUUUAUGGCAAGGCGACAAGUUACUGGUAUUCGGCGGCGAGAACGAGCAUAGAAUACAUCUGUCGGACGUGGUCAUAUUUGAUAUCAAGACUGCGCAUUGGACACAGCCAGACAUCAAUGGCCCUGUUCCUCGGGGCAGAGCGCGGCACUCGGCCGUGAUUCAUGAUGACAAGCUGUUCAUCUGCGGAGGCAUGAGUGGGAGCGACAAUGGUGUUCUGGACGAUAUCUGCUAUCUCGACCUGAAGACAUGGACUUGGAGUCGAACAUGGCGGUUUGUGCCGCGAUUCGACCACUCGAGCUGGGUAUGGGGAGGCAAGAUUUGGGUCAGCGGUGGUAUGGGCGAAGAGAUGGAGCGCACAAGCGAGAUCUGGUGGCUCGACUUUAGAGGAUCGCCGUCGUUUGAGGGAGGCCUCACAUACGGCAUUGUUGGUUCUGAAGACGCAAGACCGCUCAGUGAGCGUUAUGCCAGCUACUCCUUCUCCAGCGCAACCCCUGCGUUGAGCUCUUCGGGCUACAGUGCGAAUACGAGCAGCGUCCAAUCCAACUCCGCGACUCAGAUUCAGCGAUCAAAUCCGGUUGCGCCUGGCGCGAUCAGCAGCGUGAAGUUCAUCUCCUCGCCCAAUCUCCCUAUGCAGAAUGUUGGGACUCACUUCCAUGUCUUCAGCUCUGGUUGCAUGCUGGACUUCGUAACCCCAGCUACCAAUAUGCCGCUUGAGACUUCACUAUCAGCACUUGACCUGGAUUCUUUAAGAUGGCAAAAGCUAGCCGAUGGCAAAGACCUCUUCAGUCCGACUUAUAGGUGGCACUACUGCUGUUUGGAUGCGGAUGGAACACAUGCAUGGCUUCUUGGUUGCCCAAGAGAAGUGAGAAGCAACGGUAAUGGCGAGGCCGAGGAGUACCUUUCCGAUGUGCUACCAAUAGAUCUACGCAAGUUUGGCCUCCUGGGCAACAAAAUGAGCCAGGAAGCGCGUAACGAACAGAGGUUACCGGCGUCAGACACAAAUCCACAAUCACACCUGUCGGCAAUUGGCGCUGACCUAGCGCGAACAUUCAACCAGCCUCCUGAAACAGGUUCAGGGACUGACUUCACUAUCACAGCUUUAAAGGACGAUAUGUAUGACAUGGACGCCUUGUCUGAUGAUGAUCCAACUUCACCGGAUGCGAUGGGAGGCACGGCAGACCCCAGCAACACGUCUCCGCCACUGCAUGUGCACCGCCUCAUCCUCAGCGCCCGAUGGCCCCAUUUCGCUCGCCUCUACAACGCACAGAUGUCGGAAUUCCACACUCGGCGCAUGCAUAUACCCGAGCCGUACCCUGCCGUUAAGGCUUUCCUCUAUUACCUGUACACAGACUCCAUCUCCAGCCCACCGGCUGAGAGUAAUGCUCUCGCUGGACCCACGCUGGAGGAUGUUGCCAAUAUGCUGGUCAUGAGCAAUAUCUACGACAUGCCCCGUCUUCGUCACCUGUGUGUCAACAGACUGGUCCGAGAUCUGGAUGUGCAACACGCAGCCCUCAUAUUCGAUCGUGCAAACACGGCGCAAGAGGAUUGGCUCAAGCGCCGGGCUGCCAGCUUCUGCAUGACGCACUGGGGACGAAUUGUGCGAACAGAUGGUUUCAGACGCCUCAAACGGUCGGCCAUGCUCGAACUCUGCGAAGGUGUGGAUGCCGAGGGUCGCGUCGUUGGCGGAGACGAAUUGGAAGCUGUCGGUGGUCUCGGGGGAGCGCGUCUCGGAAGCGGUAUGGGCGUCCUUUGGGGCAAUGGCAGGAAGCGAAAUCGUCUGGGAAGUACUAGCGGUACUACUGUCGAUGAUGAGGCCGAUGAUGGCGAUGCGGAAGCAGACGGUGAUGACGAAGGCAUGGAGAUCUCCUAA
Messenger RNA from Lecanosticta acicola, 2196 nucleotides. Lineage: Eukaryota; Fungi; Ascomycota; Dothideomycetes; Mycosphaerellales; Mycosphaerellaceae. The record is from the annotation of a GenBank genome assembly.